This is a messenger RNA of Anopheles arabiensis, 1902 nucleotides long. RefSeq lists its product as uncharacterized. NCBI's taxonomy places the organism in Eukaryota, Metazoa, Arthropoda, Insecta, Diptera, Culicidae. The record is from RefSeq and is a predicted model, not a curated record. The transcript has 7 exons. The coding region runs from base 703 to 1419 and encodes 238 amino acids.
AUUGUCGAAUAAAGCAGUUGAGUUUUUGGUAGUGUGACGGUGAAGAAAAUUUCCUAAAACUUGAACAAUACUGUACACCGUUUUGUAAGAAAGCCUGAAGAGAAUAGGACGCAUAUUUUCUGUGAUCGAAGCUUGUCGAAGCCUGUUCGAGCAUAAUCACAAUUCACAUUGAUUUUAAUGCAACAGAGCGAUUCACUUCAUUCUUCAGCUGAUUGUCGAAUAAAGCAGUUGAGUUUUUGGUAGUGUGACGGUGAAGAAAAUUUCCUAAAACUUGAACAAUACUGUACACCGUUUUGUAAGAAAGCCUGAAGAGAAUAGGACGCAUAUUUUCUGUGAUCGAAGCUUGUCGAAGCCUGUUCGAGCAUAAUCACAACUGAUUGUCGAAUAAAGCAGUUGAGUUUUUGGUAGUGUGACGGUGAAGAAAAUUUCCUAAAACUUGAACAAUACUGUACACCGUUUUGUAAGAAAGCCUGAAGAGAAUAGGACGCAUAUUUUCUGUGAUCGAAGCUUGUCGAAGCCUGUUCGAGCAUAAUCACAACUGAUUGUCGAAUAAAGCAGUUGAGUUUUUGGUAGUGUGACGGUGAAGAAAAUUUCCUAAAACUUGAACAAUACUGUACACCGUUUUGUAAGAAAGCCUGAAGAGAAUAGGACGCAUAUUUUCUGUGAUCGAAGCUUGUCGAAGCCUGUUCGAGCAUAAUCACAAUGACUGCCCGGUUUGAAACCAUGGAGGAGCGGAUUGGGUCGUUGGAGCGGGAGGUUAAACUAAGUAACCUUAAGCUAUCCCGAAUAGAAGAAAAAUUGGACGAGCUAUUGUCGAUGUUGAUCGAGCAAAAAGUAGCUGCUCGACAACCCGAUGCGGAACGGCAUUCGGCAAAUGAAGAUACACAGGUACAGGAGCAGGUGCCGCAGCCGAGCAGCAAAGAGACCAAUGCGAUAGAGGAAACGGAAAAGGAUAAGGAUGACGAGCAGGAACAUCAUGAGCAUGAGGCAGUGCCAGAAAUCCCGGUUCUGCCAGUAAGAACCGUGCAUGCAUUUUUAACAUUGGACCGUAACUGUGCCAGAAAUGAAGCGUUUUUACAGCAAAUGGCGGAAGAAUUACAACAGAAUGUGGUCGCAUCGCAAAAGAGAGCCCGGAACGUCAGACGAGUGAUGGAGACGCUCGUCACGUACGACGUUCUAUGCCAAUUUACUUGGUCUGGAAGAAAAGCCACCACUAACUCCUCUUCACCUAGCCUCUUCCCCAAGUACAGUUUUGAAGACCAGUCUGGCAUUAUCGCUCUGCUAGUCAAAGCCCUCAGUUAUGGGCUUAAUGCAGAGCAGACGAAGCAGGAGAAAUCAUCCAUUGUCAAAAGUGUUUGCAAUGCCGUGAAACAUUCAUCGCAAAACAAGAAGCGAUUCUGCCAGAAACGAAAAGAAUGAAAGCUCCUGUAGGGGGGUGGACGUCGUACGUGACGAGCGUCUCCAUCACUCGGCUCACGUUCCGGGCUCUCGUUUGCGAUGCGACCACCUCCUGUUGUAAUUCUUGACGCUGCCUCAUGCUCAUGAUGUUCCUGCUCGUCAUCCUGAUCCUCUUCCGUUUCCUCUAUCGCGUUGUGCUCUUCGCUGCUCGGCUGCGGCACAUGCUCCUGAACCUCAUCUUCAUUCGCCGAAUGCCGUUCCGCAUCGGGUUGUCGAGCAGCGACUGUUUGUUCGAUUAACAUCGACAAUAGCCGUGUCUGCUCGUCCUAUGUUUGCUCCAUUCUGGAUAGCCGCGGGUGAGACAAUCUGCUCGCCCGAUAGCCCUAUUGCAACCUUGCACCUCGGUACACACUUAGCACCGUAUACCAGCAUACGCGCACCGUAAUAAACAAAUCCAGAAUCCUCUUUUGUAUGCAUUCAAUUCAAGUUUUGUUUCCAGUUGCG